Molecule: messenger RNA, 362 nt
Organism: Oppiella nova
Lineage: Eukaryota; Metazoa; Arthropoda; Arachnida; Sarcoptiformes; Oppiidae
Source: the annotation of a GenBank genome assembly
ACACUCAGAAACGCAACCCUCAAACCCAUCUCAAGGAUCCGGAUAUGUUUUGGGACUUCAUAUCCCUGAGACCGGAGACCACACAUCAGGUGUCGUUCCUGUUCUCCGAUCGGGGAAUACCUGAUGGUUAUCGCCAUAUGAAUGGCUAUGGAUCGCACACCUAUAAGUUGGUCAACGCUAAGGGGGAGGCUUUCUAUACGAAAUUCCAUUGGAAAGUAGAUCAAGGAAUCAAGAACUUGGAUGUCGUUAAAGCCGCCAGACUUUCCGGCGAUGAUCCGGACUAUUCAAUCCGCGAUUUGUAUAACGCAAUCGCUAACAAACAGUACCCCUCGUGGACUCUUCACGUGCAGGUCAUGACCUUC